CCCGGAAUGUGGCGUCGCGGUCAUUAAACCACGCGGGUCGUGCACGGCUGGGGCUGCCCGUCUGUCCAUCUGUCUGGAGCUGACAGCGCGCGUCUGUGCACACCGGGACCCCAGCGCAGCCUGCAUGUCAGACGGGUGGCGAGUGGCCGGCUCUGGACAAGAGGCUGCAGGGGCCACUCACAGGCAGGCAGCAGCGGGGCGCGGUGUCCCCGAAUCUGAGGACCCGUGAUCCACACCCAUCCUUGCAGCCCGGUUGGCCCCGCUGGGUGGCAGAGGGUGGGCCCGGGGUGGUGGUCUGAGCCUACAGCGAGGCCUGGCCCCGGGAGGAGGGGGCGGCUGCCACCUCCGCCUGACAGAGGGGGUCCAGGGCCAGCGGGGAGGUCCCCGUCCCGGCACCCUGCGCGUGGGGAGGGCUGGGGGCCGUGGUGGCAGGAAUUGUUUCCGUUGCACCUGGACCGACAGGGAGUGAGUGACAGCGACAGCUGAGGGUGAGGUGGGAAGACCCAGCGGUUUCCGGGAAGGAGCAGAGCGGCGGGGGUCGGGAGGUCCCAGGGGCCUGGGAGCGAAGCAGCCCGGGCCAGAGGGGCUGCGACACCGGCAGGCCGGGGGACCCCAGGGGGCCUUGAGAAGGAAAAGGCUGAGGGCCUCUGUGGCAGGCAGCCCCCCACGACGGGUGGCGCGCCCCAGGCCUUCCCUCCUGGGCAGCGGGGGACAGUGAGGCCAGAGCCCAGACCUGCCCUUCAGGAGCUGCUGCGUGGCAGGUGAGUGGGACGAUAGAGGGGUCAAGUGCAUGUAUCUGUCUUGGUGUGAAGGGUGGCGCAGGGCGUGGGGGGAGGGCAGCCUUGAGUCCAGGGCCGAUGUGUGAGCAAAGGCCUGAGGAGGGGGCUGUGGACACACCUGGGCGGAGGUGAUGCUCCAGGCUGUGGGCACAGCCCGUGCAAAGGCCCUGGGGCAGGACUGGGCCUGGUGUCGGACAGGAACGCUGAGGAGGCCUGAGUAUCUGGAGCAGAGUGACUGAGGGGGAGACGGAGGAGAGGAGGGCAGGGAGAGGAUGGGGCAGGUCGUGCAGGGCCUUGUGGGCCACAAGGAGGACCUGGGCUCCACCCAGGGAGGCGAUGACAGGACUGGCCACAAGCAUCCGGAAACGGUGAAAGGCGGGCAGGUUCUGGAUUUCUUGUUAAUUUUCUUGUGUGAAGUAAAGUGUGCAGAGCAUAUUAAGGUGUACAAUUUGCUGCUUUUUGGUACAUGUACUAUGCUGUGCCACCAUCUGUCCAAUUCCAGAACAUUCCACCUCCCCAAAAGAGGCCGCGUCCCCAUCAGCAGUCACCCCCAGCCCCCGACAGCCACUGAGUCCAUCCUCUGUGUCUGUGGAUUUGCCUCUUCUGGACAUUUCCCAUCAGUGGAGUCACACGUGUGUCUGGUUUCUCACUGAGCCUCACGUUCCCAAGGUCGUGUCCGUGUGUCACUCCUUUUCAUGGCCGAGUAACAUUCCAGUGCGUGGAGGGACCCUGUGCUGGGUUUCUGCCCUGCGGCUGGUGGGCGUUUGGGGUGCUUCCCCUCUUUUGCCGCUGUGCACACGCGUGUGCAGAUUCUCACGCUGGAUGUAUUUCGGAAACAGAUGAAGGACCUGAUGGAGGUGGGGGGAGAAGGGAGAAGCCGGGGCCUGCGGUGUCCCGACCUGGGCACCUGGACGGGUGGAGCUGAGGUUGUGGAAGGGAAAUAAAGACGCUCCUUUGGGUUCGUAGACGCUCAUGUGGGGUUGUUGGGGGCAGAGAAGAUGUGGGAGGGCUGAGCCCAGGCCAGCCUCCUCCGGCCUCUGGCCUCCCCUAGCCUGGCCCCUCAGCUGGGGGAGGGGGGCCGCGGCCUGGACAGGGGCCAGCGGGCCCAGCCGUUGCCGGGACACCGGGCCUCCUUUGUCGCUGUCAACAAUGGCCCCGCAGGCCUUGGAGGCAGGAGCCCCCGGGCACCCAGAGGCAGACAUGCAGACCCUGAGGCGGGAGGCUGCCCGGCCCUACGUGCCGCGGGGGACCCUGGAAGUGGACUUCCCGGCACCGCUCUGCAGCGAUGACUACCUGUCCCAGGAGGGGCCCCGCUGGACGCCGGCCAUCAAGCAGGCAAUGCGCUGGAAGUACACACCCAUGGGACACGACGCGGCCGGCCAGCUGUGGUACACGGGCCUGACCAACUCAGACUCCCGAGAAGCCUGGUACACGCUCCCUCGGGCGCCGGACAGCCCGUACCGCGAGGCUUACGCCCGCUGGCACGGAUGCCACAGCCACCGGGAGCGCAGCAUGCCCUCGGCCUGUACCCAGCGUCUGCGGGAGACCGCCUGGUACGACCCCAUCACCCCCGCGCAGUACAGGGACCCCGGCACGCGGUGGUGCGGCGUGCUGUGGAAGGACAGACCCAUCCGGGGCAAGGAGUAUGUGACCAACCGGCAGCGAUUCGGGGUGGAGCCGCUGUGGCGGGCGUCUGACUACGUGCCGUACCUGUCCGCGCCCCAGCGCCCGCGCUACACCACCCAGAGCUACCGGCAGUGGGACCUGGAACCCUACUGCCCAGCCACCCACCAGCAGCCCCCGCCCGUCUACACGCCCAGCCACUGAUAAAGGUCCUGCUGC
This is a messenger RNA of Hippopotamus amphibius kiboko, 2621 nucleotides long. It is a transcript of the gene TEKTIP1, whose product is annotated as tektin bundle interacting protein 1. NCBI's taxonomy places the organism in Eukaryota, Metazoa, Chordata, Mammalia, Artiodactyla, Hippopotamidae. The record is from RefSeq and is a predicted model, not a curated record. The transcript is spliced from 4 exons. The coding region runs from base 1752 to 2606 and encodes 284 amino acids.